AUGGAUGGGCAGGGUCCUGAAGCCCCCGGCAGGGACCCGCUGUGGUAGGCUGCAGAAAAUCUGUUUCGGGAACUUCAAGAACAUUUUCAAGCUCUUACUACAUUAAAGAUCAGAACCAAAGAAAUGGGGAAUCAUAUUGAGGACUUACAGAAGAAUGUUAAGGACUUAAUGGUGCAAGCUGGGAUUGAAAAUUCUAUUAAGGAACAAAUGGUAAAGUCAUCGUUAAGACAUUAUGUUUACCUUCUGCAUGUCUUUUGA
Molecule: messenger RNA, 258 nt
Organism: Otolemur garnettii (small-eared galago)
Lineage: Eukaryota; Metazoa; Chordata; Mammalia; Primates; Galagidae
Gene: HSBP1L1
Product: heat shock factor binding protein 1 like 1
Biological process (GO): cellular heat acclimation
Cellular component (GO): cytosol; nucleus
Molecular function (GO): transcription corepressor activity
Source: RefSeq, a predicted model, not a curated record